Molecule: messenger RNA, 4271 nt
Organism: Chinchilla lanigera (long-tailed chinchilla)
Lineage: Eukaryota; Metazoa; Chordata; Mammalia; Rodentia; Chinchillidae
Gene: Znf385d
Product: zinc finger protein 385D
Exons: 8
Coding region: 324-1511 (395 amino acids)
Cellular component (GO): nucleus
Molecular function (GO): zinc ion binding; nucleic acid binding
Source: RefSeq, a predicted model, not a curated record
GGUGGGGGGGGUCUGUUUGUAGUACUCUCAGUCCUGAUGUCACAGGCGCGGCAAGGACAUCGCAAGGAGGAGUCGGAUUACAGUAAGGAUGGGCAGCGCAGCAGGCAGCCCGAGCGCACGCUCCAGCGGCCGGGGAUCAUAGCCCUGGAAGGGCAGCCUGCGAGGCGCUCAUCCCACGGAGCAGGCACGCUCGGCGCUCCUGCUGUCCACGCUGGAGACGUUUCCACCGAAUGUAGCAUGAAACGGCGCUGCUUGGCGUGCCAGCCUGGGGUGCGAGCUGAGGCUGAAGACGCCGCCGCGGUGGGGUUCCAGCUGUCUGAUUAAUGAGAAACAUAAUGUAUUUUGGUGGUACAUGCCAGAGUCCUGCUCUCCCAGCCCUGGUCCGUACACCAGCCCCUCCUUUGCAACCAUCGCUGGAUAUUAAACCGUUUCUUCCCUUUCCUCUUGACACUGCAGCUGCAGUCAACCUCUUCCCUAAUUUUAAUGCGAUGGACCCGAUUCAGAAAGCUGUAAUAAAUCAUACGUUCGGGGUUCCUCUUCCUCAUCGAAGAAAGCAAAUCAUAUCAUGCAACAUUUGCCAGUUGAGAUUUAAUUCUGAUAGCCAGGCUGCGGCCCACUACAAAGGCACGAAACAUGCCAAGAAGCUCAAAGCAUUGGAAGCCAUGAAAAAUAAGCAGAAAUCUGUAACUGCCAAGGACAGCGCAAAGACUGCCUUCACCUCCAUCACUACCAAUACCAUCAAUACCAGCUCUGACAAAACAGACAGUGCCACAGGGACACCAGCAAUAUCAACGACGACAAGUGUGGAAAUCCGCAAAAGCAGUGUUAUGACAACUGAGAUCACCUGUAAAGUGGAGAAAAGCCCCACGACAGCCACUGGCAAUAGCUCAUGUUCUUCCACAGAGACAGAGGAAGAAAAGGCAAAGCGGCUUCUUUACUGUUCUCUAUGCAAGGUUGCAGUCAACUCCGCCUCGCAGCUGGAGGCGCACAACAGUGGUACUAAGCACAAAACCAUGUUGGAAGCACGAAACGGAAGUGGGACUAUCAAAGCGUUUCCUCGGGCAGGGGUAAAAGGCAAAGGACCUGUCAAUAAGGGAAACACGGGCCUCCAAAACAAAACAUUUCACUGUGAAAUCUGUGAUGUGCACGUCAACUCGGAAACACAACUUAAACAGCACAUUAGCAGUAGAAGGCACAAAGACAGAGCUGCUGGGAAGCCACCCAAACCUAAAUACAGUCCCUACAACAAGCUACAGAAAGCAGCACAUCCACUGGGGGUAAAAUUAGUAUUUUCAAAAGAACCAUCAAAGCCAUUGGCUCCCAGAAUUCUUCCAAACCCAUUGGCAGCUGCGGCAGCUGCUGCUGCUGUAGCUGUGAAUUCUCCCUUCAGUCUCCGAACUGCUCCUGCAGCAACACUGUUCCAGACCUCUGCACUCCCGCCAGCACUCCUGCGGCCAGCUCCUGGACCCAUUCGGACGGCCCACACUCCUGUGCUGUUUGCUCCCUACUGAAUUCCAAAUAGGAGUGAUUGUACUGCAAUAAUUUUUCAAAACACAAAACAGAAAAGCAAACAAAAGAGAACUAUGCAGUGUUUAUUUAUAGUUUAAAGUAUAUAUGAAGAGCCAGGACUUUUGAUAGUAAAUUGAAAAGAUUAUUAAAAGUGGGAGGGGACUGGGGGUGGGAGGGAGGGAGUGAUAUUUUCUCCAAAUUAAAGCAUUCCUCUUGAACAUUGUUUUAGAAGUGAUCUCCAGCACUGACUCGUAGUGGUAUCUAGAACUUCUGAGCCUUUGUGACUGUGCUUUUGGGCACUUACUUCCCCCCUGCAUUGUCUUUUAUGCUUUAUGAAAAAAUUACACAUUGUCUAAGGGCAUUAACUGGUUCCAAUGUAUAUAUAAUAAUUUACUCUGUAGAUUAAAGUAAUACAAAAAUGGAAAAAUAUUACAAAAAAAGAACAAAAGCAACACUGUGAAUAGUAGUACCCGCGCUGGUCCUCUCGCUCUGACAGCAGUUGCUGGGUAUUUAUCCCAACAAAGUAGAUACAGUAGAUGUCUUGUAAAACAAUAGUGCUGUGUCUCAAUCUAUGCCAUUAGGAUUUAAAGAACUGUAAAAGGUAGAGUGAACAACUAUGUCAUACAAGUAAGCAGUAUAAAAACAAAUACAAUAAACACCAAAUGGUGUCAUGGAGGCCUUCCUGGUCAACAUUCUGCCCUCCUGUCCAGCUUGGAGUUAGAACAGGGCUAUACUGAAAGGUGGGAGAGGCAUUAAUAAAGCUAAUUUCUUACCACAUUCCCCGCCCUGAAAAAGUAUUGCUGGAAACGGGGAACGCUUUGUAAUGAGUUUAUAUCUGAACACAGAUAACCCAUGUAUCAUGGGUAUUUAGAAAGAAAUCAGUACAACCAUUGUGUUUUGAAGAGCAGUUGUAACCUCAGAUGACCUCUCAUCUUUCAGGUGAUGCAAGGUAAAGAUCUUUCAUGUGAGUACAUAUCUUAAAAAAAUGAGACUAUUAUAUCUCUGCAGUAUGCCCUUUAUAUCAUACCAGUAGGCUUGUCUCAAGGUUUCUGCUUUAAAUAUGAUGGCAGAAUUAAGCAUUAGCUAUUGUUGUGGGUUUACGAUUUUUAAGAUUUUCUACUGACAUGAUAUAAACAUAUAAAUAUUAAGAACCAUAACAAACAUAAAUCUGAAUUAAUUGCACACCUAUGAUAGAGUGCUAAAAAGUACUGGUAAGGUCCACUGCUUCUCUAGUGGAGUUGUGAAGUACUGACAGGCUUUGAUAUUCACCCUAAAGCUGAAGGGAGUUGAUGUUUUACCUUAAAAACAAGAUUUAUCAGGGGUAUAUAUAAAUAUAUGUAUAUUGUAUAUAUGUUAGAAAGAGUAAGAGAAUAACUUAUAAAGAGAAAAAUCUAUAUAAAAUAAAUCUAUAACCAUUCAGUGUUACAUGUUAUCAUUAAAUUGGUAACAAAUGUCAUAAGAUAGCUGUGCCUUUAAUUUGAGAUAAAGGCUAUUUGCGUUUUCCCAUAGAAAGCGAACAUAUAUCUAUCAUUACGAUGGGACUCAAUGCAGCCAGUCUGUUGCAUUAAUAAGAACAACAACACUCAAAUACAAAGCAAGUAAAAAUCAUAUACAAGUCAACCCUAUGUGAUUUAGGUGUAGAGAAAAAUUAUUUUUUGAAAAGGUUUUGUAAAGGCUAUUUAAAAAUGUAGGGAAGGGCUGGGCAUAGCCUUCCUGAAAUUACUCUUAUCUAAACUGUGGUGAUCUUCAAAGAGGUCUAAAGAAUCAAGGCAAAACCAUUGAAGAGAUAGGUAUUUAGCAUUUGUCCUUUUCUAUUUAAGAAACAUCCAUAGCGUGCUUGGUGCUCAACAUUAAACAUGGUCUUUGGAGUACUUCUCCUCUGUGUAGCUGUAGAAAUUUUUCAUAUAAAUGUAUCUUGAAGGCAGUUGGCUUUAUUUAUUUUUGUUAAACAACCAAAACAAAACAAAAAGGGCAAAAAAAGAAAAGAACAAAGAAGAAAGGAAGGAAGGAACAAAGGCAGAGGAGAAUAAGAGAAUGUAUUUUAACAGUUUUCUGGUGAGAAGAAUUCAAGCCAUGCCUUCAUUAAACAUAUUGGUUAGUGUUAAAAUUUGCUUCUGAAAGUGCAGUAUCUGUGAUUUUGCGUUUUCCAGUGUCCCUACUAUCUGAGCAAGUCUGGCUGCCUUUUCUGUUCUUUCCUUUCCAUCCGUCUCCUUUUGUCUUUUCUUUUUUUCUUCUGUUCCUACAGGUCCUACUAGUAGUUCAGUCAGGUGAACAUGAGCUUGUUACUUUGGGCUCUGUGUCUAUGCCAUUUGCCCAGCUUCUAAUCAUCUUGAAUUUCAUUUUUCUUUUUUGACAGUAUUAGAUAUUUUGCUCUCUCACUAUAUUCAUCCCUGUGUAGAAGUUUUUGCAUCUGAUGAGGUCUCCCUUUCUGUUGAAGAAUUUGAUGUUAAUUGAUGCAAUGUGCUUUUGUUGUCCUCCCCGUUUUUACCAAUGUCAAUGAGCCAAUCCAGUAGAAGUCAGGGCCUGUGGAUACAGAGUCGUGGGUCACAAGAUGUUACUGACUAGUGACUUGCUGGGAACAAACAAAUCAGCCAUACUUUCUUCAUCAGCCAUAUGAGAAAACUCAGAAAUACCUGGAUCCCUUCUGCCUCACUUCGCUAUGGAACCAUUUCUGUUUAAAUGGUCUCUUAAAUUGGAGUUGUAAACAUCAAUUGUCUUUUAUUCACUACCUAAUAAAGGAUGAAGCCUAACCAUAGAACUUA